AUGUCGCUAGAAGGAUGGGAUGUCAGGAUAGGCAACAAGUAUAAGCUCGGCAAAAAGAUUGGGGCAGGCUCCUUUGGAGAGAUUUACAUUGGAACAAAUAUAAUGAAUGGCGAAGAUGUAGCCGUCAAACUGGAGAGCGUUCGUGCGACGCACCCGCAGUUAGAAUACGAAGCUCGAGUGUACAAGACGUUGGCGGGCGGUGUCGGUAUUCCAUUUGCACGGUGGUACGGCAAAGAAGGAGAGCAUAACGUGCUGGUGAUGGAUCUGCUGGGCCCGUCUAUUGAGGAUCUGUUCAACUUUUGUAAACGUCGAUUCUCGUUAAAGACGGUGCUUCUUUUGGCUGAUCAACUGCUCUCACGAGUGGAGUACGUGCAUUCUAAAGGCUUCAUCCAUCGAGACAUCAAGCCGGACAACUUUUUGAUGGGAGUCGGAAAACGGGGCAAUCAGGUCAACAUGAUUGAUUUCGGCUUGGCGAAACGAUACCGUGAUCCCAGAACCAACACGCAUAUACCCUACAGAGAGAACAAGAACCUGACGGGCACACCACGAUACGCGAGCGUCAACACACAUUUGGGCAUCGAGCAAUCACGACGUGACGAUCUCGAGUCGUUGGGGUACAUUCUGAUCUACUUUUGCCGCGGCAUCCUGCCCUGGCAAGGGAUCCGUGCACGCACUAAAAAAGAGAAAUACGACAAGAUUAUGGAAAAGAAAAUGACAACGACCGCCGAUGUAUUAUGCCGUGGAUUGAACCAAGAGUUUGCAAUAUACCUCAACUACGUACGGUCACUGCGCUUCGACGACAAGCCCGACUAUUCCUAUCUACGCAAGCUGUUUCGAGAUCUGUUUGUGCGCGAAGGCUAUCAGUAUGACUAUGUCUUUGACUGGACGCUCAAGAAGAUGCAGGAAAAGAAGAUGGUGGAUGCGCAGCAGGCUGAACUGCGACAGCAGCAAGUACAGCAGCAACAGCAGGCACAGCCAUCACGGGCAGCAGCAGUCGGAUUACCUGCCCAUAUGCGUCAUACAGCCUCGAGCACAGCAACAACAGCAGCAGCAGACAGCUCAGGUGAAACAAGAGUAUUAUCCUCAACAAUACGGAUACGCUGUUGGUAA
Molecule: messenger RNA, 1110 nt
Organism: Zychaea mexicana
Lineage: Eukaryota; Fungi; Mucoromycota; Mucoromycetes; Mucorales; Lichtheimiaceae
Product: kinase-like domain-containing protein
Exons: 4
Coding region: 1-1110 (369 amino acids)
Biological process (GO): signal transduction; peptidyl-serine phosphorylation; endocytosis
Cellular component (GO): cytoplasm; nucleus
Molecular function (GO): protein serine/threonine kinase activity; ATP binding
Source: RefSeq, a predicted model, not a curated record